Ogataea philodendri is the source of this 678-nucleotide messenger RNA. RefSeq lists its product as uncharacterized. Gene Ontology annotation, biological process: plasma membrane tubulation; endocytosis; actin cortical patch localization. Lineage: Eukaryota; Fungi; Ascomycota; Pichiomycetes; Pichiales; Pichiaceae. Gene Ontology annotation, molecular function: protein binding; lipid binding. Gene Ontology annotation, cellular component: Rvs161p-Rvs167p complex; mating projection tip; actin cortical patch. The record is from RefSeq and is a predicted model, not a curated record. The transcript has a single exon. The coding region runs from base 1 to 678 and encodes 225 amino acids.
AUGCUGGAAAAGAGUGGAACUGCAUUGGCCAAGGAAACUAAGGGUUACUUGGAUGCUUUGAGAGCCGUGACCGCAUCGCAGGUGGCUAUGGCCGAGAUUAUCAAUAAUUUGUAUGAGGAUGCAAGAGCUUUGGGAGGACCAAAUGUUGGUGGAUACUACUUAGGCGCCGUGCAGGAAUAUGACCAGGAGACGGUCAAGCAGCUGGACGGACCAUUCAGAGAGACUGUUCUGGACCCGGUGAACAAGUUCUCCACAUACUUUUCGGAAGUUAACGAAGCUAUCAAGAAAAGAGAGCACAAAAAGACCGAUUACGAACAAGCCAAGAGCAAAGUCAGAAGACUUAUUGACAAGCCUGCCAAGGAUGCUUCGAAGCUCCCAAGGGCAGAAAGAGAGCUGCAAUUGGCCAAGGAUGUGUUUGAUGAUUUGAACAACCAGCUCAAAGAAGAGCUUCCGCAGCUUGUCGGGUUGAGAGUUCCAUACUACGAUCCUUCGUUCGAGGCCUUGGUGAAAAUCCAGCUCAGAUUCUGCACCGAGGGAUACGCCAGACUGGCUCAAGUUCAACAGUACCUUGACCAGAGCAGCAGAGACGAGUACGCAAACGGUCUUCUUGACGGAAAAAUUGACCAGCUACUGGGCGAGAUGAACAAGCUGAAUAUCUGUGCUUUGGGCGCGAAAUAG